Messenger RNA from Mustela lutreola (European mink), 594 nucleotides. RefSeq names its product resistin (gene RETN). NCBI's taxonomy places the organism in Eukaryota, Metazoa, Chordata, Mammalia, Carnivora, Mustelidae. The coding region runs from base 156 to 488 and encodes 110 amino acids. Gene Ontology annotation, cellular component: extracellular region. Gene Ontology annotation, molecular function: hormone activity. The record is from RefSeq and is a predicted model, not a curated record. The transcript has 4 exons.
UUGGCUCCGGAUGUGGGAUGGGAGGGCCAGGGGGGGCAAAACACCCAGCCAAGACAGGAAGCUCCGUGUCCAGAAGCCUUAAAGAGGGAGAUGCAGCAGAGGCAUGAAAUCAGUGCCCGAGACUCAGCCUGCUGAGUCCAUCCCGAGGCUGCAGAAUGAAGGCUCUUCCUCUCCUCCUGCUCCCUGUCCUGGGGCUGCUGGUGUGUGGCAAUUCUCUGUGUCCCGUGGACAAAGCCAUCAGUGAGAAGAUCCAGGAUGACGCCCCAUCCUUAAUUCUUGAGACAAUGAGGAACUUUGGCCUGACCUGCCGGAGUGUCACCUCCAGGGGGGACCUGGCCACCUGUCCCGCAGGCUUCGCCGUCACCGCCUGCACUUGCGGCUCCGCCUGCGGCUCGUGGGACGUGCGCGCCGAGACCACGUGCCACUGCCAGUGCGCGGGCAUGGACUGGACCGGAGCUCGCUGCUGCCGCUUGCAGACCGCCGCCUGAGGUCCCCGGGGAGCGCGGGCGGGGAUGGGGGCGUGGCCAGGCCUCGGGGGGGCGGAGUCAGGCCUCGGAGGGGCGGGGUGGAAAUAAACCCUGAGCAGAUGCUGGU